Halichondria panicea is the source of this 8108-nucleotide messenger RNA. RefSeq lists its product as uncharacterized. The transcript has 5 exons. Gene Ontology annotation, molecular function: protein binding. Bases 150 to 7895 code for a protein of 2581 amino acids. NCBI's taxonomy places the organism in Eukaryota, Metazoa, Porifera, Demospongiae, Suberitida, Halichondriidae. The record is from RefSeq and is a predicted model, not a curated record.
UUUGGACUUUGUGUACUAAUUUUGUUUUACAGCACAAAGUACAAGUACUGAAACAGCUCCUAUGUACAUCAUUAUAUAUAUAUACAUCUACAGACUACAUGUGCAUAGAUCAAUUCAUUGGAGGCACACCUGAUAACCACUAAGGCAGUAUGCCAAACUUCAAGAUCACACAGCAGCACAAAGCUCCUGUUGAGCCCGAUACUGAUAUCUUUAAUGCUGUAUGGCGAAUAGUCGAUCCUACGAAUGUAUCACAUGACGGUCAUGGUGUCUACUCCUACAUCGGAGAGGGAGGGAGUAGUGAGAAGGAUAUAGCAUCAAUACGCACCCUAAUCCCCCUGGACCCGGGCAAGAGUGAGGGAAUAUCCUCAUUUGAAGUCACUCUGCUGAACACUGGUGAAUUAAACUACCUUGCGAUGGGGUUGUGUGACUCUGCCUAUGACACGCAUCUGCUUCCUGGUUGGGAAGAAUCAUCUAUUGCUCUCCACACGGACGAAGGGAGCAUAUUUCAUUCCUCCGAUAACGCCAUCCCCCUCAACAAGGCGUGUAAAAAAGGUGACAUCAUUAAAGUAUCUGUAAAAAUCUGCCUGCAAGACCCGACCAAGGUGAUUGUCGAUUUCUUUUGCAAUCGUGAGAAUGUGUACCAAGCACAAACUGCACUCCCUGAAGGUGGUUUUUAUGGCAUAGUCGGCUUGAUGAGUGUGGGAGAGAGGAUAAAAAUAUCUCGGCCGAUAAUUUCGAAGCAACUCAAGUUCGAAGAAUUAUGGGAGGUCAGCACACCACGUUCAAUCACUCACCAUGGAAACGGUGUUUGCUCAUAUUCAGGUGUGGGAGACCUUAAAGAGAAUUCCAUUGGAACUAUUCGUAGCAAAUCCAAAGUUGAUCAUUUGGAGGACAUCGCAAAACGAACCCUGGAAGUGCGUAUUAUCAAUCCUGGUGAAUCUCGGUAUAUUGCAAUAGGAGUCGUGAGUGAAUCUUAUCCAACUCAUCUGUUUCCUGGAUGGGAAGAGCCUUCUAUUGGUUACCAUGCCGACAAUGGUAACCUUUUCCAUGGUACGGAACGGGUAACAAAUCGUCCGUGUAAAGCUAACGACCUCAUGAGGUGUACCCUUGACCCAAUCGACAAUAGCCCAAAACGAUAUCGAAUCACUUUCUUCCGAAAUCAAAUAGAGGUUGGCCAGGUGACUGCUUGGACCCCUCUGGGUGGCUUCUACUUUUGUGUCGGCAUGAUGAGCAGAUCUGAACAGGUGAAUAUCGUGCUGCCUGAACUGGCUAUUCCCUACAACCCCCCAUCUCGGAAUGUGCGUCAUGAGGAUUUCUGGGAAGAACUGACUCUGAACUUAGUUCACAGUAGACAAGGUGUGUAUGAGUAUGUUGGCCAAGGUGGACAAGAAUUUGUUGGUUCUAUCCGUUCCAAGCAACCCCUAGUUCCAUUCAAUAGAAAUUGCUGGCUUGAAAUGAAAAUUCUGAAUGCAGGAAAUAGUUGCUACAUUGCUCUAGGUGUGUGCAGCAAACUGUAUUCCCCCAACUUGCUGUUAGGCUGGGAAGAUCUCUCUGUUGGGUUCCACGCAGACAAUGGCUUGAUAUUACAGAGUAACUUGGGAGAGAUAGCCACCAGCCAUCCUUGCAAAGCUGGAGAUGUCAUCAGAUGUACAGUGGAGUGUAUUGAUGGUUCGGAUAAGCAAGUCAAAGUUUUGUUUCAUCGAAACGGCAUUCUAGCUGGGUCUGCAACAUUCUGGAAACCAACCAGCGGAUUCUAUGCUCAGGUUGGCUGUAUGAGUGGUGGUGAAUCGGUCAAGGUAAUUUCGUCGUCAAUGGGUCUACCGGUACUACAACACGGGUUGGCUCACCCUCCGGCUCUUGUACAAAAAUCUGCUAGUCAGCAAGCAGACAUCCUAAGAGAUCAACCCAUGCUUCCACACCCACACGGUCCUCCUCCACACCCACACAUUCCUCCAGGGCAUCUGUCCCGCUUUGGCAUGGGUGCUGCACAGUUGCCAUAUGAUCCUCGCUCGUUUUACCAGAAUCCUAUCUACCCUCCUAUGAUGCACUACCAAACCGCUUCACUAAGAGAAAGAUUCCAUCCAGAAUAUAGGUCACAUGGUACCUAUAUGCACAUGCAUCACCCCUUUGCUGGGCAAUUUCCUGGACAACUGACACGUCCGCCUCUCCCGUUCAACCUACCCAUGCAUAGUGACCUCAGUGCUUCGUACCCUGUUCCCACACGCUCACCAUCACAGCCUAGAAGGCAAAUAUCUGCUCAAGAACCUUCGUCAAUUAUGUCUCCUACCGACCAUCUGAAACGACUCAUGACUCAUCCCCAAGACACACAGACAAGCCGGGAAGGCGUAUUGAGUCUAAUUGCUGACCCUACUCAUCACUUGCAACGACUGGAAGACACCCGUGAAAGUGAACAUAGAAGAUCACAUCCAUCUGAGCAUUUGCAUCUCUACCAAAAUCCACCAUCUUCUUCUCUCCACGAUCCCCAAGACAAGCAACUCACCAAAAGAUACCCAGACAAAAGUCUCAAUGGAAAGAAAAGCGCUCAGUCACAAUCAAUGCAAGAAGAUAUGCAAGCUACUGAAAGUACUGACCUUGGACAUGAUACAUCUACUAGUGUUACAAUACUUGCCAUAGAAGAUGCCACAGAAGAUACCUCAGUGCCUCCAACAGUUACUGAUGACCAACCUCUGUUAGCUCUGCCGGAAGUUAAAGGCCUCCAGAUGGUGUCAGAAACUAUAACUCUAAGUAAAGAGCCAAAGACUUUCUCUGCUGUUCCAAAAUCUAAUGUUAGUGGGCCCACUUUUCAUACCACACAGAGAAAGAGUGCUGUUCGACCACCAUUAAUCUCACAAGUUAGUGUAUGCUCUACAGCAAAAACUUUCACUAAAGACGAAAAUAAACACUUUAAAAUCUUGCACGAAGUCAGGUUUCAAGACAGUAAUGGUCCGUUUGAGAAUUCUCUCUCAGAGGAUAAAACACUUGAAAAUGCAUUCGUUGUUUCUCGGCUCCCAUUGUCAGAGAAAAACCCAUACUUUGAAGUCGAGAUCAAACACAUUGGUCCCAACGGAAACAUAGCUAUAGGCCUUAUCUGGGAUAACUAUCCUGUGUUUCAUUUACCUGGUGCUCUUGAAGGCUCCAUAGCUUUUCAUUCACUGGCUGGAUCUGUCCUGAGUGGUGGCUCUGAAGUCGAACUAGACAAACCACGCACACCAAUUUCGUGCAAUGAGGGAGAUGUGAUUGGUUGCCGAGCUGUGUUAAACUACAAAUCAGAAGUGUCGAGCGAGAAAGAAAACUCUAUAGUAGUACAAUUCUAUUUUAAUGGCUGCCUUACCUCAACAUCUAGCUUGUUUCUUCCUCCAGCUGGGUUUUUUCCUGCCAUUGGUCUCAAGGGGUAUAAAUCAAGAAUCAAAUUCUCUCAAAACAUACAGCUCAGCCCUGAGACGUACUUCGAAACUCACCCGAUUCCAAAAGAUUAUCGAAACUUUCCUUCACCUCCACAUUUGAUUUCUGGUUGGCGGUGCCUGAAGAAUGCCGAAAUUCGAGCCGAUAACAUGAUGUGCUUAACAAAACACAGUCCUGGCAGUCCUGGAAUUAUUCAGAAUCAUGCUCUUUUAUCGAGAACGUCACCCUAUUUUGAACUUGAGCUUGAGCAUUCGAUGUGUAGUUACUCUGUGCUAGCCAUUGGGGCAACACCUAAGGUGAUUACUACAAAGAAAGUCAUUCCUGGUGAAGCACUUAAUUCUGUUGGCUAUCUUCCUCUGUUUGGUUUUAUAAUGAAGAGCGGCUCCAUCUCAAGUACAAUUCCCGAAAAGAUUAGCUCAGACCUCUUGUCACAGAAGAUACGGCUUGGGAUUGGUAUCGAUUUUGCAGCAGAUGAAACAAAUUUAGAUUCCUCUUGUGUAAGCGAAAAACUUGAUGCUUCCAUUGAUACUACUCGUUCAAAGAGAGUGAAAGUGUUUUUCACCAUAAACAGUCAGCAAGUCUGCUGUAUAUUCACAAUUCUUCCUGAAGACGGUCUUUACCCUUGUCUGGCAAUCGAUUCAGACUCACUUCCAUUGUCAGACUCUGUGGCAUCAGUACACUUCCCUGCCAAAUGGCCUCCCAUUAAUCAGCUCCCUUUGGGCUUUGUUCGUGGGUAUCAAACAUGGGAGUUGAAGCCGUAUGACUCUGUUACCUUUGUAGACUCCCGAGCUGCUAUGAUGGAUCUGAACAGUUUGGCUGUACGAGCUAUUCAAGCUGCAGUACCACUGUCUCCUUCCCAUCCAUACUAUGAAAUUCGUAUUAUCAAUGGUGGACAAACCUUCAAGAUCUCUUGUGGCCUUGCUCCUUUCAACUACUCCCUCAGUGCACACCCUGGCUGGCAGAAAGAGUCUAUUGGUCUGCACGCUGAUGACAGUAAACUGUUUCAUAAUAGUAACUCUAAACCUGUGUGUCCUCCUAUUCAUUACCGCGGCACAAUAAUAGGGUGUGGUUUAAGAUUUCCUGAGAGUGGGCAACCACGCUACGCAGAAGUUUUCUUCACGGUAAACCGGAAGCUAGUUGCCACAAAGCUAGUAAAGAUACCUCAACUUGGAUAUUAUCCAACAAUUGGUGUGCGAACUAAAGGAGGUAUAGUUUCUGUUGACUUAUCUGCUCCAAGUCCACUACCUGAAAUGAAAGGACAAUUCAGAACUGCAUGGGGUGAGAUUCAAAACAUGAAGGUAGAAGGCAACAUUGUUCAAUUAGCUUCUCACUCUGAGCCUGGGGCAAUCAUUCAAGCCGCACCUCUGAGAAUACAAGACACCUCUUACUUCAGAAUUACGCCACUCACUGAGAGAAGUGGCCGAAUUCUGAUCGGUUUCUCAACUUCCAAGUGUUCUCCUUUGAAUUUUUUGAGAUCCAAUAUGGAAGGCAUGAAAGCGUAUGCUAUUGACAUCGCCACGGGAGUGGUGCUGAUAUACGACCAUUACUUUCAAACAAAAGAGUCUUUUGGUCCUCAAAGUGGAGCAGAAUUCGGAUGUGGUCUUUUACCUCAACCAUCAAUGAACAAAAUAUUGUUCUACUGUACAGUUGAUGGUCAAGCUGUUUCGUACACUGCUGUUGAUGAAAUCAGUAACGAAGUUUACCCGUUUCUCAUUAUGAUGGACUCCCACACUCAAGUGUUAGUCGAUAUGUGUGCACUGUGGCCCACAGUCAGCCCAGUGGGACAAGGUUGGGCUAGGCAUGCAAAUGUCAAACUACAUGAGUCCAAGCUUACUCACACAGCUCUCCUGGGAAAAAAGAAAUUCCCCGUAGGAUUUUUGCAGUCCAGCACACCUCUCACACAGUUCUCAUCGUAUUUCGAUGUCGAAGUUUGUUCCAGAGCUACUGACAAAGCGAUAGCCAUUGGUCUUGCAUCUACAAGGUACCCAAUGAACUCUUGGGUAGGCUGGGGAGCUGAAUCUAUUGCAUAUCACUUGGAUGACGGCAAGCUAUUCAAACAUUCGAGUUUGGGUCACAAUUUCGGACCCAAAGCUUUUACUGGCGAUACAGUUGGUUGUGGUUUGAGAUUUGGAACAAGUGGUCUAACAGUAAAAGGAGACGAAAAAUUGGAAGUGUACUUCACAUUCAAUGGCGGCGUUAUAGGCACUCAAAAGGUAACCAUCCCUACUGGAGGUUUGUUCCCCACUGUUUGUAUUGAGUCACCGUCAGAAUCGAUCGUUUUCAACCAGCACAAUCAAUUCCCCCCUGUCUCUAGCAUGGUCUGUGACAGUCAAUGGUCGAAUGCAUACUGUGUGGUUCAAUCAGGUCAACUACUGCAAAGCAGCCAGCGCAGUCUUCUUCCAACAAAACACAAAGGUUUUUGCCAAUCUAAAUCACCAUUCACACCCUGUAAGAGCUACUUUGAGGUUUUGAUCACAGGAUGCAAAGAAAAAUCACAGAUUCAAGUUGGCUUAUGUAGUGUCAUCCCUCACGGCUGUACAACUCCUAACACAUAUGGAGUUCUGUACAGUAUGGCCGGUCAGAUAUUCAUAAGAAGAAUUAGCAGAAAUGGAACACAGACGUACACCUCAAACUCACAAAGAGCAAGUAUAGGCGAUAGACUGGGAUGCAUGGUUAUAUUCAAGGAAAAUGUAGCUUGUAAUGUUGAGUUUUAUCUCAAUCGAAUGAAAGUGAGCAGUACAAAUAUCACUGGCUUUUGGAUAUCUCAACUUGUGUACCCAACAAUUAUUCUGGCUACUCCAGAAGAUUCAGUUAUUCCAUUUCUGAGCAUCCCCAAGCCAGUAUGGGACCCCACCUCCCUCACAGGGUGGCUCCGAUCGGAACGGGUACUACUACGUGGCAGGGUUAUUGAGUACACUAGUGCUGGUAGAACGGAUGGAGAUGUGGGUGUGGCCCAAGUCAGCCAAGCACUCCAAGUAUCGAAACAUUCCUAUUUUGAGAUUGAAGUCCUCGAUACAGGAGAGAAAUGCACAAUUGGAAUUGGAUUAGCACCAGCUGAUUACCCACUAGGAAGACAUCCGGGAUGGGAACGAGACUCCAUUGGUUACCAUGGCGAUGAUGGGCGACUGUUUCAGUACUCCGGAAGUGGUCAUGCCUUCGGUCCGUCAUGGAAGAAAAAUGACGUAGUUGGACUCGGAAUUAGGUCACACUCUACUGAUGCGGCUCUAUUAUCUGAGGUGCAGGUGUAUUUCACUAGAAAUGGCGAUGAACUUGGCCAUACUACACACAAGGUGCCAGCUAGCGGCCUGUUUCCAACGAUAGGAAUGCACAGUUCUGGUGAGAAGGUCAAGAUCAAAAUGAACAGCUCAGUAAAUGCACCGUGCAAUAUAGAACCUGGACGAAGUUUUUGGAGAACUCUUUGUGGCAUUAAUGUCACCAGUGGCAGUGAAGAUUCUCAGAUCCUAACAUACAGAGAAAAUGGGCGAGAAAUAUCUAAAAUUCGAGUGAUGACAUCACUCGCUACAGCUGCUACACCAUUCUCAAGUGACAUGCAGUACUUUGAAGUUAACCUGCUCGGAGUGGGGCCGGUUGGAAUCGCAGUGGGCGUUGUCCCAAAUGAGUUCCCCCUGGAUCAUGCAACUGGUUGGACGAAUGGCUCGGUAGCGUAUCACACUGAUGAUGGGUGUCUGUAUACAGGCUCAACCAAGGGAAAUGUAUUUGGACCAGUACCCCACAAAGGUGACAUAAUUGGGUGUGGUCUGGCCUUCUCGCCGAGCAACACGAAGUACUGCUCUGUGUUCUUCACUUAUAAUGGCUGCGAGAUAGGUCGUGUCCGCUCCAGCUACACGGAUGGUGGUCUCUUCCCCUCGAUCACCUUCACCAGCUCAAUGGACAAGGUGUCCGUACGAAUGAUGGAGACAUUCAAACCAAAGCAUCCUCAGGCAAUGGACCUAUUUGUUGGGCUAAUGAGGAUCCAGAAUUGCUCCUACUCCGACCAGCUGGUACGUUUCUCUGGAGCUGGUAACAGUGGCUACACUAAUGCUCCGGCUAUGGCCCAGUUUGCAGUACCUCUACAUAAAAAUUGGAACUACUUUUCAGCUAACAUCGUAAAACGUUCGGACACAAUUUUGAUUGGACUUGCAGCCAAGGAUUUCCAGGUGCGUUAUGCACCAGGAGCUGCUUCAGUCUCAAUAGCGUACAACAUUAUGGCUGGUAAAGUGAAGGCAGUAUACAACAGUGACGAACAUCAUAGCUUGGAUGCUCCCCCCUGUUACCGUGGAGACACUGUCGGGUGUGGGAUAGAUCACAGCGAGUCGAAGGAGGAAGGAGAACAUGUUUUCUUCACGAGAAAUGGAGCUCUUGUUUGCAGAGUGAAGCUUGCAGAACUGAUGGACGAUUUGUACCCCGUGGUGGGUUUUGUGUCAAUGAACAGGAACUCUGUCGUAUUCAUGGAUUGGAGCACCCCUGUAUAUCAGCCACGGAACAUGCUGUGAUUGAUGAACUUAAUUGUGUAUAAGGUUCGAUCCCCAUUAUUUUUAUGACAUUGCUUGUCUGUUAUAAUUUUACGUAUGUAAUUCCCACCACAUAAUUAUUUUGCACGUUCUGUUCAAUUGAUUUGUGUCCAUAUACAAUCAGUACAAUGUAUAAUCAUGUACAUGCACGACUGUAUUGCUUGCUUUUUAUUCAUGCAAUUGCAAGUAUAAGUG